GGCGAAAAGAAACCGUACUUAAACAUUGGAUCGCUGUCGUGAAGCACGACACUGUCCGCCUCGUAGUUGGCUGGACGGACAUGCAUUAACAGACGGGGGUGCAGUGUGAGUGACCCCUUGUUACCAUGACGACCCACGUGACCUUGGAGGAUGCCCUGUCCAACGUGGACCUGCUGGAGGAGCUGCCCCUCCCCGACCAGCAGCCAUGCAUCGAGCCCCCUCCCUCCUCCAUCAUGUACCAGGCCAAUUUUGACACCAACUUUGAGGACAGGAAUGCCUUUGUGACUGGCAUUGCCCGCUACAUAGAGCAAGCCACAGUCCACUCCAGCAUGAAUGAGAUGCUGGAGGAAGGCCAUGAGUAUGCCGUGAUGCUCUACACCUGGAGAAGCUGUUCCAGAGCCAUACCCCAGGUGAAAUGCAAUGAGCAGCCGAACCGAGUGGAGAUCUAUGAAAAGACGGUGGAGGUGCUGGAGCCAGAAGUGACCAAGCUCAUGAAGUUCAUGUACUUCCAGCGGAAGGCCAUCGAGCGUUUCUGCAGCGAGGUGAAGCGCCUGUGCCACGCAGAGCGCAGGAAGGACUUUGUGUCCGAGGCCUACCUGCUGACGCUGGGCAAGUUCAUCAACAUGUUCGCCGUCCUCGACGAGCUAAAGAACAUGAAGUGCAGCGUCAAGAACGACCACUCGGCCUACAAAAGAGCAGCCCAGUUCCUGAGGAAGAUGGCCGACCCUCAGUCCAUCCAGGAGUCUCAGAACCUCUCCAUGUUUCUGGCCAACCACAACCGCAUCACUCAGUGCCUGCACCAACAGCUGGAAGUGAUUCCUGGCUACGAGGAGUUGUUGGCGGACAUUGUCAACAUCAGUGUGGAUUAUUAUGAGAACAAGAUGUACCUCACCCCCAGCGAGAAGCACAUGCUGCUCAAGGUGAUGGGCUUUGGUCUCUAUUUGAUGGACGGAAAUGUGAGCAACAUCUACAAACUCGACGCCAAAAAGAGGAUCAACCUGAGCAAGAUCGACAAGUUCUUUAAGCUCCAGGUGGUGCCGCUGUUUGGAGACAUGCAGAUAGAGCUGUCUCGUUACAUUGAGACCAGCGCCCACUACGAAGAGAACAAGUCAAAGUGGACCUGCACCCAGAGCAGCGUCUCCCCGCAGUACAACCUGUGCGAGCAGAUGGUGCAGAUCCGAGAGGACCACAUCCGCUUCAUCUCGGAGCUGGCCCGCUACAGCAACAGCGAGGUGGUGACGGGCUCGGGCCUGGACAGCCAGAAGUCGGACGAGGAGUACCGGGAGCUGUUCGACCUGGCCCUCAGGGGCCUUCAGCUGCUCUCCAAGUGGAGCACGCACGUCAUGGAAGUGUACUCGUGGAAGCUGGUCCACCCGACGGAUAAGUUCUGCAACAAAGACUGUCCCGGCACUGCGGAGGAGUACGAGCGGGCCACGCGCUACAACUACACCAGCGAGGAGAAGUUUGCCCUGGUGGAGGUCAUCGCCAUGAUCAAGGGCCUGCAGGUUCUGAUGGGCCGCAUGGAGUCUGUGUUCAACCAGGCCAUCAGGAACACCAUCUACGCAGCGCUGCAGGACUUCGCUCAGAUGACCCUCAGGGAGCCCCUUCGCCAGGCUGUGCGCAAGAAGAAGAACGUCCUCAUCAGCGUUCUGCAGGCCAUCCGCAAGACCAUCUGCGACUGGGAGGGGGCACGGGAGCCCCCCAACGACCCCUGUCUGAGGGGCGAGAAGGACCCCAAAGGAGGGUUCGACAUCAAGGUUCCCCGCAGAGCCGUGGGACCCUCUAGCACCCAGCUGUACAUGGUGCGCACAAUGCUGGAGUCCCUCAUAGCGGACAAGAGCGGCUCCAAGAAGACCCUGCGCAGCAGUCUGGAUGGGCCCAUCGUGCUCGCCAUCGAGGACUUCCACAAGCACUCCUUCUUCUUCACCCACCUGCUCAACUUCAGCGAGGCCCUGCAGCACUGCUGCGACCUGUCCCAGCUGUGGUUCCGGGAGUUCUUCCUGGAGCUGACCAUGGGCCGCAGGAUCCAGUUCCCCAUCGAGAUGUCUAUGCCCUGGAUCCUCACCGACCACAUCCUGGAGACCAAGGAGCCCUCCAUGAUGGAGUACGUGCUGUAUCCUCUCGACCUGUACAACGACAGCGGUUAUUAUGCUCUGACAAAGUUCAAGAAGCAGUUUCUUUACGAUGAAAUCGAGGCUGAGGUCAACCUUUGUUUCGAUCAGUUUGUCUACAAGUUAGCAGAUCAGAUUUUCGCCUAUUACAAAGCGAUGGCAGGCAGCGUUCUGCUGGACAAGCGUUUCCGAGCCGAGUGUAAAAACUACGGCGUGAUCAUCCCCUACCCACCGUCCAACCGCUACGAGACGCUGCUCAAGCAGAGACACGUGCAGCUGCUGGGUCGCUCCAUCGACUUGAACCGCCUGAUCACCCAGAGGAUCUCGGCGGCAAUGUACAAGUCCCUGGACCAGGCCAUCAGCCGCUUCGAGAGCGAGGACCUCACCUCCAUCGUGGAGUUGGAGUGGCUGCUGGAGAUCAACCGGCUGACCCACCGGCUGCUGUCCAAGCACCUGACGCUGGACAGCUUCGACGCCAUGUUCCGCGAGGCCAACCACAACGUGUCGGCGCCGUACGGCCGCAUCACGCUCCACGUCUUCUGGGAGCUCAACUUCGACUUCCUGCCCAACUACUGCUACAACGGCUCCACCAACCGCUUCGUGCGCACAGCGAUACCUUUCACCCAGGAGCCGCAGAGAGACAAACCAGCCAAUGUGCAGCCUUACUACCUGUAUGGAUCUAAGCCCCUGAACAUUGCCUACUCCCACAUAUACAGCUCUUACAGGAACUUUGUCGGCCCCCCUCACUUCAAGACCAUCUGCCGUCUCCUUGGUUACCAAGGCAUCGCCGUGGUGAUGGAGGAGCUGCUGAAGAUUGUCAAGAGCCUGCUGCAAGGCACCAUCUUGCAGUACGUGAAGACACUGAUUGAAGUCAUGCCCAAGAUAUGCCGUCUGCCUCGCCACGAGUAUGGCUCCCCAGGAAUCCUGGAGUUCUUCCACCACCAGCUAAAGGACAUCAUCGAGUAUGCUGAGCUCAAGACGGAUGUCUUCCAGAGCCUGAGGGAAGUGGGGAACGCCAUCCUCUUCUGCCUGCUCAUCGAACAAGCUCUGUCCCAGGAGGAGGUGUGUGAUCUGCUCCACGCUGCCCCCUUCCAGAACAUUCUGCCCAGGGUCUAUAUCAAAGAGGGCGAGCGCCUGGAAGUGAGGAUGAAGAGGUUGGAAGCCAAGUACGCUCCUCUUCAUCUUGUUCCUCUAAUUGAGAGGUUGGGAACCCCACAGCAAAUUGCCAUUGCUCGCGAGGGUGACCUGCUGACCAAAGAGCGCCUGUGCUGCGGCCUGUCCAUGUUCGAGGUCAUCCUGACGCGCAUCCGCAGCUUCCUGCAAGACGCCGUGUGGCGUGGCCCGCCGCCCACCAACGGGGUGAUGCACGUGGACGAGUGCAUGGAGUUCCACCGCCUGUGGAGCGCCAUGCAGUUCGUCUACUGCAUCCCCGUGGGCACGCACGAGUUCACGGCAGAGCAGUGCUUCGGGGACGGGCUGAACUGGGCCGGAUGCUCCAUCAUCGUGCUGCUGGGACAGCAGCGUCGCUUCGACCUCUUUGACUUCUGCUACCACCUGCUUAAGGUGCAGAGGCAGGACGGCAAGGACGAGAUCAUCAAAAACGUGCCGCUGAAGAAGAUGGCGGACCGCAUCAGGAAGUACCAGAUCCUCAACAAUGAGAUCUUCGCCAUCCUCAACAAGUACAUGAAGGCUGUGGAGACAGACAGCUCCACCGUCGAACACGUCCGCUGCUUUCAGCCGCCUAUACACCAGUCUCUGGCCACGACCUGCUGAAAG
This is a messenger RNA of Gadus chalcogrammus (walleye pollock), 3887 nucleotides long. It is a transcript of the gene cyfip2, whose product is annotated as cytoplasmic FMR1 interacting protein 2. The transcript is spliced from 30 exons. Gene Ontology annotation, cellular component: neuron projection; synapse. The record is from RefSeq and is a predicted model, not a curated record. Gene Ontology annotation, biological process: cell morphogenesis; axon guidance; regulation of actin filament polymerization. Gene Ontology annotation, molecular function: small GTPase binding. Bases 126 to 3884 code for a protein of 1252 amino acids. NCBI's taxonomy places the organism in Eukaryota, Metazoa, Chordata, Actinopteri, Gadiformes, Gadidae.